Molecule: messenger RNA, 1130 nt
Organism: Cyprinodon tularosa
Lineage: Eukaryota; Metazoa; Chordata; Actinopteri; Cyprinodontiformes; Cyprinodontidae
Product: threonylcarbamoyl-AMP synthase-like
Exons: 6
Coding region: 4-798 (264 amino acids)
Biological process (GO): regulation of translational fidelity
Cellular component (GO): cytoplasm
Molecular function (GO): tRNA binding; nucleotidyltransferase activity; double-stranded RNA binding
Source: RefSeq, a predicted model, not a curated record
UUGAUGUCUCUCAUAUGCAUAUAUGGAACUUUGACUUCGUUGAUCAACUGCAUUUUCUCAACAAGAGUGUUGCCAAUGGGACCUCCCAUUUUUAAGGAAAAAAAUAAAUCAGAAUUAGAUCAGGAGACACCCUGUCCAGUGGCCAGCUCUGGCCUCACCAGCGGCCUGUUAAGAAUAGCUGGGCUUCUGGACGACGGAGGAGUGUGCGGUAUUCCCACAGACACUGUGUAUGCUCUGGCUGCCUCCUGCAAGAAUCCCCAGGCAAUUGAGAAAAUCUACAACAUUAAGGACCGACCAGCAGAGAAGCCUAUAUGUAUUUGCAUUUCCAGUGUAGAGCAGCUGGUGGCAGCCAAGCCUCCUUUUAGUCCUCUGCUGUGGGAGUUCAUGAGGAAUGUUUAUCCAGGAGGCAUCAGCUGCAUCGUCAGCAAAGGAGACUGGCUUUUUAAACUAGGAGUGGGAGCAGCUUAUGACCGUGUUGGUACCAGGGACAGCAUCAUGAUCCGUGUCCCUGACCAUACGGUGACCUGCCACUUAUGUGACAUGACUGGACCACUUGCCAUCACAUCAGCCAAUCCCAGUGGAGAACCAGACAGCACCCACCACAGCAUGGUCAUCAAUCGACUGGGACACAAGAUCCAAGGGGUUCUCUGUGAUGGAGACUCCAAUGAAGUUGUUGCCUCAACUGUAGUCAACUGUCUAAGAAUUGAUGAAGGUAUCAUCAGCAUUGUAAGAGAAGGCUGUGUCCCUGCGGUUAAAGUCCAGCAGAUCUUUGAUAGGCUGAAAAACACAAUGUUGUGAGAUUCAUAAAGAACCUCAUCAUGAUUUCCUGUAAAGAUCAACAUGUUUGUAAAACCAUAGUUGUCUCUACAAAUACUAAGUCAUGUGAUAUUCAUUCAUUCAAAUGUUGUAUCCACUCUAAGUUGAAGAAUUUUAGCUUAGAUAAAGUUAUGUGAUCCUAAAACUGUAAAAACUGGAUGUUUGUUUGAGAUUACAUAUUUGUAUGAGAAAAAAAAUGUAAAUGUGUAGAUAUUAAGCAAUGUAUUUGAAAUGUCCUCUUUGCACACAUUGUUACUGUUUAAAUUGAGAAAACAAAUGUUCUUAUUUUUUUAUCAUGCUUUCGUUUAAAUUUC